Molecule: messenger RNA, 213 nt
Organism: Eremothecium gossypii ATCC 10895
Lineage: Eukaryota; Fungi; Ascomycota; Saccharomycetes; Saccharomycetales; Saccharomycetaceae
Gene: MRA1
Product: Mra1p
Exons: 2
Coding region: 1-213 (70 amino acids)
Source: RefSeq, marked provisional
AUGAGAGCUGCCCAAGUUUUACUAAAUGCAACUAAGAAGAAGAGUGGCAUCUCGGUGCCAUUAGAGCUUGCCCCGCUAUUUGUGGCGAUGGGCGCGGCUGUCUGCUCUGCGGCCUGGUUCUCGUACAAGCACCUCACGUCCGGGGGGCUCCGCAUCAGGGAAAACCCUAACCUAUCUGCGUUGGACAAGGUUCUGCAGCAGAAGGAUGAGUAA